GUGUCCCAUUAGCAAUCUCAAACAGUAAGGGAGGUGCUCUUGUAAUUCAAGACUCAAUGGCCAAUCAGGGCGGAGAGAUGGACCCGCCAGUCAGGAGAGGAGGCGGGAUCUUCCGGGUGCCUUGUGGCGGCUUCAGCAGGAUAGCUGAGCUUGCGUGGAAAGUUCUGUCUUCUCUGAGCGCUGCUGCUGGGUUCUAGGAGAGAAGUUCUUGCAAGCUCCCAAUUCGAAACAUGGGUGCACUGACCUGUGAUGAUUUACACAUAAACUUCACUUGGGAAGAGUGGUCUUUGCUGGAUCCAUCUCAGAAGAGACUUUACAAAGAUGUGAUGCUGGAGACCUACAGGAACCUCACCGCUAUAGGAUACAAUUGGGAAGACCAUAAUAUUGAAGAACAUUGUCAAAGUGAUAGAAGACAUGGAAGGCAUGUAAGAAGUCAUUCUGGAGAGAAAUCAUAUGAAUAUACACAAUGUGAUAAAGCCUUCACAGGUCACAGUCAUCUUCAAAAGCGCAAAAGAAUUCAAACUGGAGAGAAAUCCUCUGAACCAUGUAGUAGUCUACAAAAACGUAAAAGAACAGAUACUGUUGACAGACUCUACAAAUGUAAUCAAUGUGAAAAAGCCUUUUCACGACACAGGUAUCUUCGAAUACAUGAAAGAACACAUACUGGAGAGAAACUCUAUGAAUGUAAUCAGUGUGGUAGAGGCUUUUUAUGUCACAGUCAUCUUCGAACACAUAAAGUAAUACAUACUGGAGUGAAACCCUAUGAAUGUAAUCAGUGUGAUAAAGCCUUUGCACAUAAGAGUACUUUGAUUAUGCAUAAAAGAACACAUACUGGAGAGAAACCUUAUGAAUGUAAUCAAUGUGGCAGAACCUUUGCACAUCAGAGUACUUUGGUGUUGCAUAAAAGAACACAUACUGGAGAGAAACCUUAUGAAUGUAAUCAAUGUGGCAAAACCUUUGCACAUCAGCUUACUUUGGUGGUGCAUAAAAGAACACAUGCUGGAGAGAAACCUUAUGAAUGUAAUCAAUGUGGUAAAGCCUUUGCACAAAGCAGUCAUCUCCGAACACAUAGAGUAGUACAUACUGGAGAGAAGCCCUACAAAUGUAAUCAGUGUGAUAAAGCCUUUACACAACAAAGUCAUCUCCGAAUACAUGAAAGAACACAUACUGGAGAGAAACCUUAUAAAUGCAAUCAGUGCAGUAAAUCAUUUGUAUGUCUCAGUCAUCUUCAGACUCAUGAAAGAACACAUACUGGAGAGAAACCUUACAAGUGUAAUCAAUGUGAUAAAACCUUUUCACAACACCCUAGUCUCCGAAUUCAUCAAAGAGUACAUACUGGAGAGAGACCCUACAAAUGCAAUCAAUGUGAUAAAGGUUUUUCACAAAGUGGUACUCUCCAAAUUCAUCUAAGAACACACACUGGAGAGAAACCCUAUGAAUGUACACAAUGUGGUAAAGUUUUUGCAUAUAGCAGUACUCUCCAAUACCAUAAAAGGAGUCAUACUGAAGAAAAUCCCUAGAAAUGUGAUUGGUAUGAUAAACCAUUUUCACAAUACAGUUAUCUUAAAAUAAAUCAAAGAACACAUAUGGAAGCGAAACCCUGUGAAUGUAAGCAAUGUGGUGAAGACUUCAUAUUAAGGUGAACGUCAAAUAUG
This is a messenger RNA of Rattus rattus (black rat), 1655 nucleotides long. RefSeq names its product zinc finger protein 431-like. NCBI's taxonomy places the organism in Eukaryota, Metazoa, Chordata, Mammalia, Rodentia, Muridae. Gene Ontology annotation, biological process: regulation of DNA-templated transcription. The transcript has 5 exons. The record is from RefSeq and is a predicted model, not a curated record.